CUUAAGAAGAUGAGCAUGCCUUAUUCAAGAUGAUUUGCAGCAGCAAAGAGGAAAAGAGAGUUAAAAUGAAGUACAAGUCCAGGAUUGUUCUUUCCAGAAUCUACACAGCCUAAAGACAACUCAAUCACCCUAAAAGUAGAGCCAGAAAAGGAGACCUUAUCUGUGACCCGGAUUAACCAGAUAAGAUUUAUUAAGAAGCCAUUUAAAAUAGCCAAACGAAAGAGCUCGACUAAAUAUAACAAGACUAACUUUGACAAAUACAUGCUCAGGAUGCAAAAUAGCACUAAUCUAAAGGACAACUUUGCCAACGCUCAAAAGAUAGGUGCCAAGCUCCAAUCCGAACUAAACAAGUCCAAAAAGGGUCGAAAGCUACAUCUCGGGAUUCCUAAACCGCUCAUGCGUGAAACUCCGACUGGGCAGCUUGCUCCAGCUAUUUCGACUCCGAACCAGAACUCGUGCUUGGACUCUCAGAUUAUGAAUUCUAGCAACAUCACAAAUCUUUAAAAUC
Moneuplotes crassus is the source of this 508-nucleotide messenger RNA. Lineage: Eukaryota; Ciliophora; Spirotrichea; Euplotida; Euplotidae. The record is from the annotation of a GenBank genome assembly.